AUGUUUCAGAAAACGUGUUCGCUAUCGGCAAAGAUCAAGGAUGCCAAGUGGCCCAAAACGAUACAAUCAGACCCUUCGCAGAGAAACUACAACCUAGUAUCCGAGUUUCACAACACGCACGGUCACAGGACCGAGGACUGCCAUCAGGUACGAGAGGAAGUGGCUCGACUACUCAACGAAGGGCAUCUCCGAGAAUUCCUCAGCGAUCGGGCCAAAAAUCAAUUCCGAGAGAGGGAGACGACCAAGAAAAACGAGGCAAAAGAACCGCAACAUGUCAUCCACAUGAUCAUGGGAGGCGCCGAUGCCCCACAGGAACCAGUAGUGAGAAGAACAAAGAUAUCCAUCAUCAGGGAAAAACGGACUCGAGGAUAUUUCCCAGAAGACGCCCUCACGUUCAGCGAAGAAGACACCGAGGCCCUGUCUCAACCCCAUAACGAUGCCCUGGUAAUAUCCUUUCUUAUAAAUUCAUUUCAGAUAAAAUGUGUACUCGUGGAUCUAGGAAGCUCAGCCAAUAUCAUCAGGGCGAAGAUAAUAGAACGACUCAGGCUGCUCGAACAAAUCGUGCCCGCCACUCGGGUCCUCAACGGUUUCAACAUGGCUAGAAAAACAAAGAAGGGAGAAAUCAUCCUCCCGGUUACCGUGGCCGGCACAACCCUAGACGCCAAGUUCUAUGUCAUCAAAGGAGAUAUGAGAUAUAAUGACUUAUUCGGACGACCCUGGAUACACUGCAUGAGAGCAGUACCAUCCACCCUCCAUCAGGUGAUAAAAUUUCCGAGAAAGGACGGGAUCAAGACCGUCUGCGGGGGACAGCACGCGGCAAGGGAAAUAUUCCCUAUGCACGACGUAGUACCAGCGCUCACAUUUCCACCCCCAAAUGAAAGCACGAUCAGACCAGGUCUCGACCCCGGUCGAACUUGA
This is a messenger RNA of Nicotiana attenuata, 918 nucleotides long. RefSeq lists its product as uncharacterized. Bases 1 to 918 code for a protein of 305 amino acids. NCBI's taxonomy places the organism in Eukaryota, Viridiplantae, Streptophyta, Magnoliopsida, Solanales, Solanaceae. The transcript has a single exon. The record is from RefSeq and is a predicted model, not a curated record.